CCCUAAUCGAACCGUCCGGCGGAAGAGAAGAGAGGGCAAAAAAGAAAGUUGACUGACGGUGACGGUAAAACGGAGCGAGACUCCCUCCCGAUCAGACGUUCCUCGUUGAUGUUGAUGGAUUGAGGUCCGAGGACUGUAAUAUCUCCAUUCCCUACAGACAGCACAGCGGCCAACCGGCUUGCACAUUCAUUUCCUCUUCCAGAUCUCUCCAAUUUAUUUCUCUACUCCGGUAAAGCUUGCAAUCACUCAUCCAAGUCCGAGGAAGAAAUCCAAUUCGAAAUUCGCCAGUUUUUGUUGGGAAGUAUCUUGGCGAUUAGGGUUUCUGAUAUCUAUCUGCCCGGAGUAGUAUUCAUCACCUUCCUCCCUCACUUCCUCCCCUGUUUCUGCCCGGUAAACCGCUAGAGGACGCGAGGUAGCUGACAGACGAACGAGUUCUGCUAGGGGUUUUUGCAGGAACCCAUUGCCAUGGCUGACGCUUCCAACGGUCGCGUUACUAUUACUCUUGGUCCUGGUGGUCAGGUAGUGAAGCGUGCUGUGUCGGCUGUUGGCAAUUCAGAUUCGCUGCUAGGUGUUGGAGGGAAGCGCUCUGUGAGGGAUCGAUUAGGAGGUGACUCGGAGGGUUCCAAACGGCAUCGAAGCGAUAAUUAUUUGACUGCUGCGAACGCUGCUGGUGUUAGAGAUGCACGUAUUGGCAAGGGUGAUCUACGAUUCAAACUCCUGCAAAAGAAUGCGGGUAGAAGAGCUCAAAGUGAUGAUGACCAGAGGGAUUUGCGAGAUAAGCUCCCACGGACAACGCAAUCAUUUAGUCGCCUUCCUGCAAGUCUUGGUACUGGGGAGCGCAUGUCAGAUCCCCGAGAGACUAGUCUUAUGGGCAGAAUCCCUUCUUCAGGAAGCCCCAGUGAAUUGUCCCGGAUGGAAUCAUCAAGAAAUUCAUAUUCACCUUGGACUUUGGACCAUAUAAGACGAAGAUCUCCUGGUAGGAUCAUAACUGCUUCAACAGUCCCUGAUAGGGUUAUGCGUACGUCUAGAGGGUUUUCCCCACCAAGACACGAGGAUGAAGUUCAGGGGAGGUCAUUAGGCAGGUAUACUGAUGAUGUUAGACCGGUUUCGUACAUGACAAGAGACAUUCAUGAUGCUCCAAGGUCCAUGAGUAGCUCCACUCAUUUCAUGCCAAAACCGGGUUUGCCUACUGUUUCAAGAAAAAGUGCUGCACCGAUUUCGGCUCCAGUUGCUCCAGCGAUAAGUGUUCUGUCGAAACAAACAUAUGCAGGGGAAGAACAGCAGACUGUUGAAGGCUUAUUGCAUUCGCUUGGAUUGGAGAAAUAUGCCAUCAUUUUCAAAGCUGAGGAGGUGGACAUGCAUGCACUGAAGCAGAUGGGGGAAAGUGACCUGAAAGAACUUGGGAUACCUAUGGGGCCUAGGAAGAAGAUUCUUCUCUCCCUUCCGCCUCAUUCUAAAAGACAACCUCGGUGAUGAGAUGCACCUUGCAAUGUAGCGUGACGGGUUCAACUUUAGUAGCAGAGUCAGAAAACUCGCUCUCGAAACCAAGUUACCAACAGCACCAUGCGUUCUUCAAAUUUUGCACACUGGACUUGGGGGGUGUUGCUAAAAUACUGAUGGAAAUGAGAGGAAAUUACGAGGUUCCAAGAUCUUUUGGUUGACAUAUCUUUCGCCUUUGUACCUUGUUUUUUUUUUUUUUUGGUUUUGGUUUUGGUUUUUGUGAUACUGUGAACUAAAUGCAGGAUUUGCUAAGCUGGCUGUAUUUUUAUGAAGAGGGUCAAAUGUAAAGAUGUUCCUAACUGAGUCAGUUUUUCCAGUUAUUGCGCAAAUUUGUUUUGUACCUCCGAUUCCAUUAAUUCUGCGAGCUGUGUAGUGCCUAGUGUGAACUUCUGUGUUGCCUUUGUAGGUGAUUUUAUUGACAAAAAUCAAGAAUUUUUUCGUUG
Linum tenue is the source of this 1943-nucleotide messenger RNA. Lineage: Eukaryota; Viridiplantae; Streptophyta; Magnoliopsida; Malpighiales; Linaceae. The record is from the annotation of a GenBank genome assembly.